Messenger RNA from Zophobas morio, 3359 nucleotides. RefSeq lists its product as uncharacterized. The transcript is spliced from 12 exons. Lineage: Eukaryota; Metazoa; Arthropoda; Insecta; Coleoptera; Tenebrionidae. The record is from RefSeq and is a predicted model, not a curated record. Gene Ontology annotation, molecular function: serine hydrolase activity. Bases 92 to 3310 code for a protein of 1072 amino acids.
GAUAACAAAAAUAAACAACGUGAACACUCUCUACUAAUCAAUUUUAUUCGUAAGAAGCGAUAUUUCGGUCAAAUUUCUUAAUAAAGCAAGAAUGGUACCACCCGAGCUAACUAUAGACCAAGGAACCCUUCGUGGUUCAACGUCCACGGAUCUUCGUGGUAACACCUAUUUCAAAUUCCAAGGAAUCCCCUACGCCAAACCCCCACUCGGUGAACUACGCUUCAAGGCACCUGUUCCCGCUGAACCAUGGACAGGCGUCUUCGACGCCACUAAAGAAGGCCAGGUUUGCUACCACAGAGACCUUUUCAAAAACGGGGUACUUUCCGGAGGCGAAGAUUGCUUAUUUCUGAAUGUUUACACCAAAACGCUCCCCAGCAACGACAAUAACGUUUUGCGUCCUGUACUCUUCUGGGUUCACGGUGGUGCCUUCUACAUGGGUUCAGGGAACGAAGACUUGUACGGGCCCGAUUUCCUAAUAACCGAAGACGUAGUGGUUGUCACUAUAAACUAUCGUCUAGGGGUUUUAGGUUUUCUUAGUUUGGAAGACCCGUCCUUGGACGUACCCGGCAAUGCGGGGUUCAAAGACCAAGUACUGGCUUUGAAGUGGGUGCAAAGCAACAUUAGCAAGUUUGGUGGGGACCCAAACAAUGUAACGAUUUUUGGGGAGAGUGCGGGUGGUGCUGCCAUCCACUUGUUGGUACUAUCACCCAUGACCAAAGGCUUGUUCCACAAAGCGAUUGCUCAAAGUGGGUGUGCGUUGAACCCGUGGGCUCGAGGAACCACAGGCUGCGAAUUUUUGGGACCGGCUUUGGAUAUUGAACCCUCCGACGAAAAAACCAUCUACAACACCUUGAUGACGAAAUCGGUUGACGAAAUUUUUGAAAUUCAGGAAACUUUCAUGAAUAAUUUGGUACUGAGUGGACGUGGAGCUGUAGGUUUCGUGGUUGAGAAAAAUUCGCCAGACCCGUUUCUGGAUGACGAACCCAUGAAUAUUAUUACUAGUGGUAGAUUUAACCAAGUUCCUUUUAUGGUGGGGUACACGACAGGCGAAGGGAUGAUUUUCGAUCUUAUGGCAAGACAACUUAAAGAUUUCAGAGAUGUAGUACCUUGGUUGUUUGGAUAUCAGCGGGACGCUCCCGACACACAAACCGCAGCUGACAAAAUUAAAAAGUACUACUUAGGAGAUGGCGAAAUUUCUCCAGAAACUGUCAGCCACAUGUACAAUUUGUUCACAGACGUCCAGUUUCUUUAUGGUAUAUACGUGACUGCAAUAAGUCAGUGCGCGGUUUCUAAAGCCCCAACCUAUUUGUAUCGAGUGUCGGUUGAAAGCGACCUCAAUUUUAUGAAGAAGUUUCUAAAAAUUGAAGUACCAGGAGUGUCACAUCUUGACGACGUGGGGUACUUGUUUAAACAUUUUGCCACCCCCGAAAUCAAACGUGGAAGCUUUGAAACCCUGUCGAUUGGUAGGUUUGUCAAAUUGUGGACCAAUUUCGCAAAAUUUGGCAAUCCUACUCCUGACAACAAAGAUCGACUUUUGAAAACCGUCUGGAAACCUGUUACAAGUACGAAAGUUGAUUUUCUAGACAUUGGUCAAGACCUAGUUGCUAUGGUAAACCCAGACCACGAAAGAAUGAAGUUUUGGAAGCAACUGUAUGACGAAAGUCCAGCUGCACAAAUAAAUAAUUUCUCUGUUAAUCGAGUAAAAAUGGUACCACCUGAGCUAACUAUAGACCAAGGGACUCUUCGCGGUUCCACGUCCACGGACCUUCGUGGUAACUCCUUUUUCAAAUUCCAAGGAAUCCCCUACGCCAAACCACCCAUCGGUGAACUACGCUUCAAGGCACCUGUUCCCGCUGAACCAUGGACAGGCAUCCUCGACGCCACUAAACAAGGCCCGGUUUGCUUCCACAGGGACCCUCUCCGCAAAGGGUUAAUUUCUGGAAGCGAAGACUGCUUAUAUUUGAAUGUUUACACGAAAACACUCCCAGACCAUGCAAAUACAACUUUACGCCCCGUCCUGUUCUGGGUUCACGGUGGUGGCUUUUACUUUGGUUCAGGGAACGAAGACUUGUACGGGCCCGAUUUCCUAAUAACUGAAGACGUGGUGGUUGUCACUAUUAAUUAUCGUCUAGGGGUUUUAGGGUUUCUUAGUUUGGAAGACCCGUCUUUGGAUGUACCUGGCAACGCGGGGUUCAAAGACCAAGUACUGGCGUUGAAGUGGGUGCAAAACAACAUUAGCAAGUUUGGUGGGGACCCAAAUAAUGUGACGAUUUUUGGGGAGAGUGCUGGUGGUGCUGCCAUCCACUUGUUGGUACUAUCACCCAUGACCAAAGGCUUGUUCCAUAAAGCGAUUGCUCAAAGUGGGUGUGCGUUGAACCCAUGGGCUCGGGGUACCACAGGUUGCGCUUUUUUGGGACCGGCUUUGGGGGUUGAACCCUCUGACGAAAAAACCAUCUACAACAUCUUGAUGACGAAAUCGGUUGAAGAAAUUUUUCAAAUUCAAGACAUUCUAAUGAGUGGGUUAGUACUGAGUGGACAUAGACCUGUGGGUUUCGUCGUCGAGACGAAUUCGUCCCAGCCGUUCCUGGAUGACGAACCCAUGAAUAUUAUCACCAGUGGGAGAUUCAAUCAAGUUCCUUUCAUGGUCGGGUACACAACAGGCGAGGGGAUGAUUUUCGAUCUUAUGCGAAGAGAACUUAAGGAUUUUAGAGACGUGGUACCGUGGUUUUUUGGGUACGAGCGUGAUGCUCCAGAGACCCGGACCAUAGCCGACAAAAUUAAGAAGUUCUACUUCGGAGAUGACGAAGUUUCGCCAAAAACUGUCACCCAAAAAUACAACUGUCUCACAGACGUCCAGUUUCUUUACGGUAUUUAUGUCACCAUAAUAAAUCAGGUUGCGGUUUCACAAGUCCCAACCUAUUUGUAUAGAAUGUCGGUUGAAAGCGGUCUCAACGUUCUAAAAAUUUUUUUAAAAAUUGAAGUACCAGGAACGUCGCAUUACGACGACGUGGGUUACUUGUUUAGACAUUUCGCCACCCCAGACAUAACUCCGGGUAGUACCGAAGAUCUUUGUCUUACAAAAAUCGUAAAGUUGUGGACCAAUUUCGCAAAAUUUGGCAAUCCCACUCCUGAUGUUAACGACCCUCGAUUGAAAGCGGUCUGGAAACCUGUCACCAAUACCUCAAACCUUGACUUCUUGGACAUUGGCAAAGAUCUAGUGGCUUUGGUGAACCCAGACCCCGAAAGAAUCAAUUUUUGGAAGCAACUCUUCUCCGAGAGUCCCGCCGCUCACAAAACCCACCACAAAUAAAAUCUUUGUACUUUGUUUGAACGAAUAAAAGUUGAACUUUGACUAUCAA